Molecule: messenger RNA, 882 nt
Organism: Arabidopsis arenosa
Lineage: Eukaryota; Viridiplantae; Streptophyta; Magnoliopsida; Brassicales; Brassicaceae
Source: the annotation of a GenBank genome assembly
AUCUUCAUCGAUCAAAGUCUUUAAUUUCAUCUAUAGCUAACAAAAGAGUAACAAGUUUAUUUUAUAUUCGAAGAAGAAAAUGGAUUCUUACCAGAACCAAUCCGGAGUGCCAAAGAAGGGGAUGACGGAGAACAUCAUGGAGAAGCUACCAGGCCAUGAUGGUGCUACUAGCACCGGCGGUGUACACCCCGAGAAGAAAGGGAUGCCGGAGAAAGUUAUGGAGCAGCUACCAGGUAAUCAUGGAACUCACCAGACUGGAACCAACACGGGCUAUGGUAACACUGGCGGUGUUCACCACGAGAAGGAAGGAAUGACGGAGAAAGUUAUGGAGCAGCUACCAGGUCAUCAUGGAACUCACCAGACUGGAACCAACACGGGUUAUGGUAACACUGGCGGUGUUCACCACGAGAAGGAAGGAAUGACGGAGAAAGUUAUGGAGCAGCUACCAGGUCAUCAGGGGUCACACCAAACUGGGACUAACACGGCUCAUGGUAAUACUAAUGUCGUUCACCAUGAGGAAAAAGGUAUAGCUGAAAAACUUAAAGAGCAGCUACCAGGUAAUCAUGGAACUCAACAGACUGGAACCACUGCAAAUCAUGGUAAUAUUGGCGUUGUUCACCACGAGAAGAAAAGUACGAUUGAUAAGAUUAAAGAGAAGCUUCCCGGUGGUCAUCACUAAAUUUGUUUAAGACUAUUAAGUCUUUGUGUGGUGUAAUAAUAUGAUGGUGUGGCUUUUCUAUUUUAAAAUAAAAUAAAAAAACAGACUAGUUAUUAGGUGGUUUUUAAUAAAGCAUGUUAUGCAGUGUUUCCUUUUGUUGUUUCGCUAACUAAUAAUGUAUGUAAGUGAUUGUGUUGUUGAAUUAAUAUAAAGUAUUUACUAUU